ACAGCAGCCACAAAGGGGGAAGCGGUCAUAGAUCACGUUUGUUGAGUCCAAAAUGGAUACCGUUGUCUAGUUUGAAUGUAAGAACUUCUGCCUGGGAAAUUGCUUUGUGCUUCGUAAUACGUUUGGCGGUGGGAAAACAUUUGAGCGCACAGAGCAUGUUGAAAUCCAGCCCCGUUCAUUUCUACACUGUAUAACGACGAAUUUCUCCAACAUGGCUGUUCUUCAGCACGUCGUGGGGUUCCUGGACACUUGCACGAUUUUGGUGGGGUUAUUUUGCCUCCUGGUGUUGCGUUGGUUGCUGGGCCGGUCAAAGAACCUGCCUCCCGGUCCAUGGGGCUUCCCAGUCCUCGGAUCUAUCCCAGCCAUAGCCUGGGCGAUGUGGAAGGGCUUGGAGCCACACCAUCUUUUUGAGAAAUAUGCCAUGAAUUACGGGCCCGUGUUUCGUGUGAAUAUCUUCAACAAGACAGUGGUGGUCCUGAAUGACUAUGCAUCGGUGAAGGAGGCAUUCCAACAUCCCCAGCUCAGCGACAGACCCAAAAGUCUCUUCACUGAAGUGUUAAAGAUGGAAGGUGUCGCCGCAUCCUCGGGCGAAGUUUGGAUGGAACUGCGUCGAUUUUGCCUGACUGUGCUGCGGAGCUUUGGGGUGGGGAAGACAACCUUUGAGGAGCAGAUCGGCACCGAGGCCAAGGAACUAAUGAAAGAAAUGGCGGCCUACCAGGGCAAACCCUUCAACCCUAAGCCGUUACUUGGUAACGCGGUGUCUAACGUCAUCUGUUCCAUUAUCUUUGGCACGCGAUAUGAGUACACCGACCAGGAGUUUACCCAUCUUCUGGAUUUACUCAACCGAAAUGUUAAGCUGAUGGGAGCCGGAGGUGUGGCCGCGUGCAUCCCUGCUGCGCGCCAUCUUCCUUUUCUUCCUAUUGCUGAAGCUGUCUCAAAUUUUGAAGCCAUUCUCACGUUUAUAAAGGGUGUUAUCGACGACCACCGCAAAACUUUCAACGCCGAAAACUUGAAGGAUUUCACCGACGCUUACCUAAUGGAAAUCCAACACAAUCAGGGAAGAUAUGGAGACGGAAACUAUCCAGCUCGGGAGAAACCCUACGCCUCUAAAUACAUAUACAGUCGUCUGGGUGAACGUAACAUAGUCGGCACAAUUUUCGGUCUCUUUGCAGCUGGUUCUGAGACUACAGCCACAACUCUUGAGUGGUGUAUUCUGCACAUGAUGCUGCACCCUGACGUCCAGAGUCGGGUCCAGGCCGAGAUCGACGACGUGGUCGGUCGCAACCGGCUUCCCAUGAUGGCCGACGUUCCUAAGCUGAACUUCACCCGAGCGGUUAUCUGGGAGGUCCAGCGCCUGGCCAACAUCGUUCCUCUGGGCGUCCCGCAUUCUGCAGCUUCGGACACCAAUAUCCAAGGUUUCUUGAUCCCCAAGGGUGCAUUCGUUAUAUCGAACCUGUGGAUGCUGUUUCGAGACCCAAAAGUUUGGCGUGAACCUGAACAGUUCAAACCCGAGCGAUUUCUGAACGAGAGGGGAGAGGCUGUUAAGGUCGAACAACUGAUCCCGUUCAGCACCGGCAGGCGUAGCUGCAUCGGCGAGCACCUGGCCAAGAUGGAGCUCUUUCUCUUCUUCAGCUUCUUCGUGCACCAGUUCACCUUCAAGAAACCCGAUGACUCUCCUCCGCUGACGCUGAAGGGGAAGAGAGGCUUAAUGCGAGCCCCGUUUCCGUUCGACACGUGCGCCAUCCCACGAUCUUCAGAGGACUGCCAUGCUUGAACAUGUGAUAGGAGCUGCGUUAUGGGCACCUUCCAUUUUGCUUUAUCGAGGGUAAUACAGGAUAAAAGCUAGCCUGACUACACCCCCCUUCUGUUUGUCACAAGGCAGGUUUUCCUGCUGGCGUUAUAAAGCAAUGUGGUCAAAAACCGUAGCGAAUUGUUCCUUUUUAGCGUCACGAAAAGUGAUUGAUCAGGUGACAAGCGAAAUUAAAACAAAACAAAAACAAGAAGAACAAAAGAACACAUGAGUCUCGAGCUGGACCAAGAGAGGGGGCAAUUUUCACAGUAACGGUUGCUCCUUUGGUAGCAACUGAACUUCGCUGGUUCACCAACGACUAUGAAAUGCAAGCUUAACGGUCACGUUGCUACCAGCAAAAUGAAAACUCCCGACCAACAUGGCUCUUUUUAACCGAUGAGGUGUGCUUUUACUCAAAGUGGAUACAAUAUAAGCUGGCCAGGUUGAGACUACUGAGGCGUUAUUUCUGAGAAAGAGGGCAAAAGUGUCCUCAUCAGAUCGAUUGCACCUGCUAAGUCUGCACAUGACCUGUCUGCACGUGACCUGUACUGUUUAUAAACAUAGUGUUCAGGCUCCAACAGCAAAGUGUGUUACAUAUGCUAUUUACUUAAAGUCCGAUUGGUCGGUACAAUGAUGGGUCAACUGACGUGCUGGGUACUGUACUGGCAAUAGGUUUUAUUUUUUGGUAAAAAGUACUUUGCUAUGGGAGAAUGCCAUUUUUUGUUCAUAUUUUACCUACUACAUGUCACGUGAUUAAGUGGGUGCAAUCGGUCAAUUAUUGUACGUCUGCGUGCAGAGAUGAUUUUGUAAUCGUUUGGGUUUCUGCAUAUACCAAGGAACACAAAUACAACUCUGUUUGGUCUUCUAAAAAAUGUCCACAUACUUUUGUAAUAUUUUACCUGUCUUUUUUACAGCAGAAGUACACGGGAGAUUUUUAGAAUGAAACGUGGCAUUAUUUUUAUACCUGGAAUAGAAUAGAAAUGGUGCGUCUGAACUUCACUCAUAAAUAUAAAAAAUAGAUAAAUAAAAAAUGCAAAAAUUGCGUUAUCGCUGGGGAAGUUUGUGCUAAAGAGUAAAAACUGGAUGAGGUCUCUCAGAAAAAUAAUAGAACUAUUCCUACUCCCAUUUCAUUCGUCGGAAUGGAACUGUACUUUUUUUUACCGGAACUACUUACUAUGAACUCGCAAACCUUCAGGAAAAUCAGACUGUGGUCCCGUAAAUUCCAUUUCGAACGGCCAGGUUUAUAUUCCUCAUGGCUCGAGACAUGUAAAAAGAUAAUUUGAAUUUUGAAUGAGAUCCGCAUAUACUUAUAUAUAAACACUGUAAAACUCUCAUCUAAAAGAACUGUGAUCUGGAGAGCAUUAAUCCAGGAGCAAAAUGUUGACUUUCUGGAAAUUUUUAAUGUUCUUGAAAGUGUGACUUAUGACCAAAAUGACACUGAAAAAAUAGUUCUUGCAGGGAUCUGCAAUAGCUCCCCCACCCGUCCUAAAACAAAGUGUCAAGCCUUAGGACCUCCAUCUUUAGCAAAGGAAGUUAUUUUACAAGAAGUCAUUUCACAAUCGUUGGUUCUAAAAACUAGGUAAUGUAGAACAGUCACUAUUCUGAGGAGCAUAUUCGUCACUCACUCCACACGGCAUUAUAGGAUCCAGGAAAUGAAUUUUUCUUAGAAUCUCUUUUUGUGUAUCUCUGUACUCUUCUUCCAUGUAUGAAGACUG
Molecule: messenger RNA, 3504 nt
Organism: Acanthaster planci (crown-of-thorns starfish)
Lineage: Eukaryota; Metazoa; Echinodermata; Asteroidea; Valvatida; Acanthasteridae
Product: cytochrome P450 2J4-like
Molecular function (GO): oxidoreductase activity, acting on paired donors, with incorporation or reduction of molecular oxygen; monooxygenase activity; heme binding
Source: RefSeq, a predicted model, not a curated record